UGAUACCAAUACGAUUUCUAAUCAAGCAUGGAGAGCGAGCAACAAAAUGUGGGACGGUUUUGGUUUCUGGGAAUUGAGUAGGCGAGAGCGGAAAUACCUUCAGUAUGAGCCUUGGUGUUCAUCCUCUACUUUAGCUAACAUGCGUCACUUGUCCCUAUCCUCCGGUGAGGUCAUGUUGGACAGGAUAUUGUUCUCAUCGUCCUUAUCCUUCUAAAGCGUUUGUUUAAUUGCCAUUUAUAACUAGCGCUUUGUUCUUAAACCAAGCCGUCGUAAGUCAAGAAUUUCGUCAUUAUUGCGAGACUGGGUCGAACAAUUUCCAGCCCGGGAAUCCCAACAUUCUGUCAAUCAUGACUCAUUGAUCGCAACAUUGAAUUCAUUGUAGAUAAAUUUGAUAAGCUUGGGUCCUCCGUUGGCGCGAAGUUCUCGAUGCCAUUUGCAUAUUGUUUCUUAUCGGCCCUCUCUAACCAUGCACCAUGAGUCAAUGAUAGGGAUGAUGUUCAUGAAUGCUUCAGAACGGAACGGACACGGAUGGUCUUAUCAGUGCUUCUCGGAAAUCUGAACGCCUUCCAACCGCCACAAUUGGCAUUGAAAAAGGCUUGAAAAGGCUAACAUCCUUUUUUGUUGACGACCACCGUCGUUCUCCCUUGGGAACAUCAAAUUUACAACGUGAUGUAAGAUCAAUGAGAGGCCGUCCCUUAUCUUUGUACCUUUUUCGCAACGAGAGCAAUAAUCGCAAUCAUCUAACUGUAUACUUUAUGAGUUGACGAUUCUGGAACGCAACACACGAUCGAGUACUUCAAAGUUUUUGUGUGCAUUAUCUUCUCCAUGUGCGUGUUUCAUCGCUUACACUACGUACAUAGUAUUGGCCAAUAUGCUUAGAGAUUAGUGACUUGAUCUCUGGCAGGAUGGAGGAUGGGACGAGUGUUUUCAGCAAGCAACCUGAGCGAAAUCUCACAUGUGGACGUACGCUUCGGGAUCAAAAUUAGAGCACGCACAAACAUACGAGACAAGAGUGAUGUAGUACAUCUUGUUUAUCAAACAAACUAAUUCAUGAUGUAGUCGCGGCCGGAGCUUGGGGAUCCAAUACAGCUCUGGGUAUUUUGUUAUCUGCCGAGGUCCGUCAUUCGCUGAUUCGCUCAUUCGUUUGUCCGUUCAGACUCGAGUUCAGCCCGAAGCGCAAACAAGCACGUCUUCUUCUGGCGAACGUUCUCGGCUCUUGGACAUGGAUGGGAUGAUAGUACGCGCCCUUUUUGGCGCUUAUGCAAGUUCGGGGAGAAUACACUACUUGUUACACAAAGAAGUGGGAUCCUGAUGUGCUUGGAACUUCUCACGUUGAUGGAACAAACGGUCUUGGAGGGCCACCAUCAAAAAGUACUCUAUGGUAGCGCUACAAAACCAAAAGGGCAUAGACUGGGCUCUAUUAUGAAAUAGUGACAUCACAGGCCGUACAAUGAAAGAGAGGAGACAAAUAUCAGGUUCCGGAAAGGCACAUCUCUGAUCUGCUCACUAAGGACUUCCAAGAAAUCUCUGCUCGCCCACACUUUGGAUGGUGUGAGUGUCUAAAAAGCUAAUGCUUCUUUGAAUCGCAGAUAUACGUAGAUAGAGGAGUGCUUGGUACAUAAUAUCAAGCGAGAAGGCCCUUGUCUUAUUCCCGGAACACCUUGUUUGCCUCCUUUCCCUUCGAUACUAAAAUGGGACCUAUUAGUGUUUCGAGUUCCAGGGAACAUCGCGUAUUUUGGGAUAGCGGAUGAGGAGCUUAUAUUUGUGCGUGAUUGCGCAUUGCUCUGGACUCAACUUCGUAGGUUGUAGGUGGUUCGACACUCUUCCCUCAAGUCACACUGUCCAAUUCAAGGCCCCUUUGAUUCCGGCAAUGAAUGCAGAAAACAUAAUUUGGAUUCCACACGGAUUGCAAACCUAAAAGGGUACUUUCCGCCUUCGUCACUCCUGAGUACGUAAGGCAUGGCCAAGACAAUCAAACUGGAUGGGGAUUAUGAAGUACGCAUGUGAUCGGCAUUCUGGAAUUGGCCUUCAUUCCAAGAAACUGGGAUUCACGCACUCGUCGAAUGUUCCUGUGCCGUUGUGCAUUGCCUCUCCGAUCUCUCUCACUCGUUAGUAGAGUACAAGGGUACAUUGUUGAACGAAGGCGAAUACAGCAACGCACUUGGCUUUGCGCUUAGCGAGAUUUGAUCUGCAGCACUCGGUCCAGCAGGCCGGAUCAUACGGGCUUGUCAAAAUAAACACGCUCUGCGCACGGGUUGAACUGUUUUCUUCUACGACAAAGCGCCCUUAUCAUCGAGCGUGACGGUGGAAGAGUACACAGAGUACACACUCACCACGGGUAACGAGGAGUCUUCUUACUCAUUCGGGCAAAGUACAACUCGGUCUGUUAGUAGAUCCAAGUGACACUGACCCACAAGUUGUGAAGAUUGUCUCCACAAGAUUGGAAGCCCUCAUCAGUUCAUUUGUAAAAGUAAAAAGCUACACUAAAGCUUUCAGUGCUUGGAGACACCCGGUUGGACAUUCUUUAAGAGGCGAACAUUGGAUCUCGUCUGUGACAACACUCACUCGCUCAUGCCUUGUUGUAGAGUACGAACCAUACAUCCCUGAGGCUCGACAUGCCACCUCAAGAACUGAUGGCUCGCUUCGCAAAGUCCCAUGGCAUUGAUGGCGCCGUGAAGCUUCUCCACGAUCUUCAGGCAUACCAGAGACCCGAGUUAAAGUAUUCUGUGCCAUUUGGCAUGCCUCCGUUCGCUAUGAAUUCAAGUCAACCCGAUUUCCUCAGCCUCAAAGACAAGGGGGAAAAGAAGAAGAGACGAUCGAGCCCCAAACAUUUGUCCUGCCAUGUGUGUGGGGAUCGUGCUCCCAAUCAUUGCCAUUACGGUGGCAUCGCUUGCUUCAGUUGCCGAGCCUUUUUCCGCAGGUCUGUGCCCAAGUAUGACACCUAUACUUGUUCUUCAAGUAGCAAUUGUGUCGUCACUCCAGCCACGAGAAAGAAUUGCCAAAAAUGCCGCUUUGACAAAUGUGUGGACGCUGGUAUGAAAGCCUCUUGGGUGCUUUCCGAUGAAGAGAAGCUGGAACGACUCGAGAAGAAACGUUCCAGGAAGGGACAAUGUGUCAUCUCGAAUGAUUCGUCGGGAUCCGCAAGCCCGGUCUCCGCCUACACGCCCCCCAGCUCCCAAUACGAUCAGAUGAGCGAGUCCAGCGAGGGCCAAUCUCGACCAGCAUCUCAGGAAUCGUUUGGGGUGCCUCAGGAGUCCCGAAUUCUCUCCUACCACGAGGAAAGGUGGAUUGAUCAGUGGGUUGGGGACCUGCAAACCACUCGAACCACAGUCGAGAUGAGUCCUCAGCUUUUGGAUCAGAUUGUUCGUCUCACCCACACUUACGAGACCAUCAAUACGGACACGAUCGUGGAGUUUUUCAAGACUGUCUACUGCCGUAUUGUAAAGUUCGUGGGCGAGAUCGAAAGCUUCUCAACCCUCACCGAUGCGGACAAAAAGAGUCUCCUCUCCAAAAAUAUGGACAUGCUCUCCACGAUCCAGUUGGCCUCUUCUCUUCACACCAACGGCGAUGGCAAUCUUGAGGCUCAAUUCCUUUACACGGGCCAUUACAGCGAGAUCUCUCAUCUUCGAGGCAAUCACGGCAUUGCCAUGGAGCAGAUAUUUGUAGAGCCGUGGGCGAAGAGCGAGACUCACAAGAACUAUUUCUCGUCCACCAUUCGUCAAGUUGCAAAACUCCUCCGCGAAGAUACCAAAGUGAGCACCUUGUUCCAAUUGGUGGCCCUAUUCCAUACCGAGAAUGUGGAGCUGGACAACAAACGCGAGAUUGAGUCGGUUCAGGAAGGCAUGGCUACUCUUCUCCAUAAGUACCUCAAACAAAGAUACGGCCACCAAAUGGCCAACUCAACCUUUUCGAAACUCAUGACUUUGCUAUUCGAUUUGAGGUGCUUGGCCGAGAUCCUCACCGGAGACUCUUGAGACUCCGCCCCUCUAAUGGAGUCCAAUGCAAACAGAGCACCAAAACACUACCUAAUAUUUACGACACGCCUCUCCGCAGCGAGUCGUCAAUCUCAAGAUUUUCGUUUUCUUUAGUCCCUUGUUUUGUUGAACGCCAUUAUCCAUAACACACUAGCUUUGCCGUGAUCUUACUGUCAAUCCUAUCUGUGAUGUUAAUGAGUUGUGCAAUUAUUACGUCCCCCCGAACACUUGAUUAUUGUUUAUGAAUUAAAAAGCCUAAUCCAAUAAAGCAAUCGUGCCAGAACAUAAA
Tigriopus californicus is the source of this 4263-nucleotide messenger RNA. Its product is annotated as nuclear receptor subfamily 1 group I member 3-like. The coding region runs from base 2616 to 3974 and encodes 452 amino acids. Lineage: Eukaryota; Metazoa; Arthropoda; Copepoda; Harpacticoida; Harpacticidae. The transcript has 2 exons. Gene Ontology annotation, biological process: positive regulation of transcription by RNA polymerase II; negative regulation of transcription by RNA polymerase II; cell differentiation. The record is from RefSeq and is a predicted model, not a curated record. Gene Ontology annotation, molecular function: RNA polymerase II cis-regulatory region sequence-specific DNA binding; nuclear receptor activity; zinc ion binding.